Messenger RNA from Pollicipes pollicipes, 4955 nucleotides. Its product is annotated as plectin. NCBI's taxonomy places the organism in Eukaryota, Metazoa, Arthropoda, Thecostraca, Pollicipedomorpha, Pollicipedidae. The record is from RefSeq and is a predicted model, not a curated record. Bases 22 to 2412 code for a protein of 796 amino acids. Gene Ontology annotation, cellular component: cytoplasm. Gene Ontology annotation, molecular function: protein binding. The transcript has 12 exons.
CUUGUAGAGUUGCUUCUGGUUAUGAAAGGUCAGGAGGAUUCUGACCUUUCAGUCACCAUCAGCCGGCGCAAGUUCGGCUCGCGCGUCCGUCGCGCUGGCCAACAAGUCGCUGACUACGCUGCUGUUCUCCGCCAAAAUGCCAACGACUGCUGUUUUGGAGAUACCCUCGGGGACAGGCUGCUGGAACAGCUCAUCUUCGGAAUAGCAGAUGAUCAAAUGCAAAGAAGACUGUUGUCUGAGAAGAAUCUAAGUUUCAGCAGCGCCGUUGCCAUUUGCCGCACUAUGGAAGCGUCCAACUCAGAUGAUGAAGUGACGACCAGUGAUCAUACAUCCGAGAUCACAACUCGGCCAAACUCGGAGAGCACCAACUGGACGUGCAAUGAGGGCGAGAUGGGGCUGGAGGGCCUGUCGGCCGAGCUGGACGCCUCGAGGAAGGCGUGUGCCAACUACAGUAGCGAGUUGCUCCGAGUGAAGGCUGCAUAUGAGGAGUCUCAGCGGCAGCUCGCCUCUAUCCGCCGCGAGAACAACGUCCUGUCCGGCAAGAACGAGGACAUCACGGACCAGAUCGGGGAGGACGUCGGCAACCCAGGUCCCAACCGAACGCUCCAGCAGACCUUCUCGGCCAUGGAAUGGCUGCUGGAGGAGGCCAAGAACUGCGUCGAGGCCGAGCGCUUCAAGAGAUUAGAGCAGGACAUCAACGAGCUGGAGACCGCUCUCAACACGGCCAACGCGUCGAUUGCCGGAGAACAGGAGGCGGUGCGGCGCUACCAGGCCGAGAUCGGCGAAACAACGGCGCUCCUGAAGGAGGAGGUCCGGGUGAAGACCGAGCUCCAGGCGCAGUUGGACGCCUCAGAACGAGCCAGGGACGCUCUUGGCGUCCAGCUAGAGGAGAGCAGAGCUCUGCUGGAGCGGGCCGAAAGCAGCCGGCACCAGGCGGAGCUGGACCUGGCCAGUAGCAAGGGCAAGCUGUCUGCAAUGCAGGCCACCAGCCACGCAGCCAGCAUCGCCAGGCAAGAGCUUGAGAGCGAGGCGCAGUCACUCCGAGCUGAGCUCGAAAGAGCUCUGUGCCGGGCUGCUGAAAGCCGGCUGGCUGACGAGCAGCGCGUGGAACGGAAACGGUCUAUGGCGCUAAAAAAGCGGUGCAAGUUCCUCGAGGCGCAGUUCAAGAUACAGGCAACGCCAUGUACCAACUUUGAACAGCUGCCGACGAAGACGCAAGACCUCAUCCUACAAUACCUCAGGCCCUCACAGUUGUUGGCGAUCCGCGGAGUGUCGCGUGGCUGGCGCCAGGCAGUGGGCGACAGCCUUGAGCGCCGCCACCACCUGCACCUUACGGAGGAUGACGUGCGGCACGCCAACAACGAGCGGCUGGAGCGUCUGCUACGCCGCAUGCCGUCCCUGCGGCGGCUCACAACCGACCAUGUCAUCUGGUCACCGCCGGCGCCGUUAUCCGUUGACGUCGUCUCCCGGCUCGAAGGACACCUGGAAAGGGUGGAUUUGUUCCACUUCGACGCGGCCCCACAGCCUCUGGAGGGGCUGUGGACCAGGUGUCCCCGGCUGGGGGACGUCACGCUGCCUCGCGGGUCUGCCGAGCGGUGCGCGGAGGUGCUGCUUCGCCGCCUGCCGUCCCUGCGGCGGCUGGACGUGGCGCGGAGUAACGUGCGGGGAGAGUGUUUAUCGCUGCUCCCCGAGUCAUUGGAGGCUCUCUCGGUGGCCGAGUGUGAACAUCUACAGCCGGCCUGCCUGCGUCAGCUGACCCGCUGUCCUCGGCUGCGGCGGCUGGACGUGUCACGUGUGGAGGGGCUGCAGGCGGCAGACCUGGCGGCGGUGCUGGCCGGCUGUCCACAGCUGGAGCGGCUGACGGCGAGGGGGCUGGAGCCGGCGCUGGAGCUCUGCCUGCCGCCGGCCGGCCUCCCCUCCCUCCGACACCUGGACGUGACGUGCUCCCGUGAAGUCACCGACUCCACGCUGAAGCGGCUGCCCGACCUGCUGCCAGGCCUGCACUCACUCAGCAUAUACGGGUGUCACGGGGUGACGGCUGUUGGGCUGGACAGCCUGCCGCGGCUCAGGCAGCUGUGUCAGCUGGACCUGACCUGUCUGUCAGCUGUGACGGACGCCACACUGGACCGGCUACACGGGCCGCGUCUGAGGAUGCUGGACCUGUCCGUGUGCCAGUCUUGUUCAACAGAUGGUGUCACACGGCUGGUGCUCGGCUGUCCGUCGCUGACGGUACUGGGGUGGUGGUGGUCUGACCUACGCCGGACCAGGUCCCUGGUAGACAGCCUGGUGCGCCAGCUGCCCCCGGACCGUGACGUCACACUCGAGGUCAACGCCGGGGAUCUGCAGCGUCUGCCGCCGCUGCCGCCCGGCCCGCUCAGCCUGAGGGAAUAUAAGCCAUGGUGGACUUCAUGAACAACGAACGAGGAUGGCGGCGGCGGCGGCGACUGCAGUGGUGCAUGUUGAAGUAUCGUUGCCGGGCCGCUGCAGUGGGGCAGCAAGCGGCAUCGAGUGCGGCGAGCAGCCGACCAAGCCGUGACGGCGGCCCGGCUGCCCGCCGCUGUCGCCUGCCGGCCGCCGGCCUGAUUCGGCUGACAACAGUGAAGCAGUCAGGUCUGGCGAGAACUCACGCGCAUCAAGUGCCACUGGUGCCGGUCGGGCCAGGACAGGUUGGUUCGGAAUGCGGUGUCGCUGGUGGAAGCGGCCUCGCUCUCGGCCAAGCCAUGCACCUCGUGCCGUAUGCUAACCGACUUUGUGCAGCUGAAGGACGGCGACGUCGUGACACGGCACGGCGCCAACAGUGAGGUGGACCAGACUCCAGCCGUGUCGAGUGUGCAGUAGCCGGUCGGUAGACGUGGUGCGGGCGCGGGAUGACCUGGACGAGCUGCGCCAGUACCUGACGGGCCCGGGCGCCACCGGUUGGUCGGCAUCGGCGACUGGCGCCGGGCUGUCAGCCGCAUCAGACCCGGUGGCGGUCGCGUCGGCGCCGGGCGAAUCCUUAGCUUCGACGGCCGGCUGGUGGGACAGUCGCCGGCUCCGCGCCGAGAUGGCCGAACAGAGCAGACGAGAGCCGGCACAGACCGCGGUGCCGCCGUCAGCCGCAGGACACAGCUCGUCCGUUGGACGGCGGCCACAGCGCAGAGGCGCGCAACGCUCGGCGUGAUAGACCACGAUGAGGAAGAGCAGGACGCGCCCCAGGACCAGACGUGCUCCUCUGGGGAGGGGGAGAGGAGGGGCUCCUUCUCGAUGAUGAGCAGCCUGCGAAUCUCCUGUCGUUGGCAUUGGCUGGUGUUCGCUGCGAGAAGUUAGGUGCUGCGGCAUCUCGGCCAGCCCCAGCUGCUGCAGCUGGGGCGUGGGCCCGUCCGGCACCGGGACCGACAUGAGCGCGUCCAGCGUAGCAGGAGUGGAUCGGACGAGGGCGGCGCCUGGUGCACAGCCGGCCCCCGCGCAGCCGACACCGGAGGCGCAGCAGCAGCCGCCGGCAACGGAGCCGCGCCACCACUGCCACCACAGUCAGACCUUGGAACUGGUGUGUGUCCGUGUCCCACGGCGGAAGCACGGCACGCCGCGGAACCUAGCGGACAUGAGGCGCGCCUCGGACAGGGCAACUGACCCCACUUAAAUAAAUAGGCAUUGUUUUGUACCCGCACUCCAUGUUUGGCUAAGCGUGAAAUCACCUACCUAAAAACCUCCAGGUAACCGGAAGACGGGACACGUGCGCCACUUCUCCAGAGUGAUCUUUGAACUGUCACCGUGGAGUUGUGUGUCGCACCGGUCCGGAAACGUUAGGUCAAAGUUGUAAUACCGUUGCAAUACGUAAUCCCCCGGGCCGGAUCCGAACCUGUCGACCACUGCUUCGGACCUGCACCCUCUGCCACUUACCACUGCGUCGGGCGCCCCGCGGGAGCUGGAGUCGCUGAGAGAUGGCUCCCUUCUGUCAGUGGGUUCGCCGCUAGUGAAGGUGAGACCCCGUGUGGAUGGGGACGGACCGCUGUUGGCCACAACGAGGACCGACGAGCCGCCUGUAGUGGUUGUGCCCGAGUGGAGUCACAUCACAGCGCUGGUGGUGGACGAGAGGCAUCGUCGAUGUUUCCACCAGGGCGUCCGCGUCACUCUUGCUCUUUUCUCUGCAGAGCAUUUCAUUCACAGGAGAACCAUGGACGGGGUCGUCGGCACAUGCGGUAGGUGUCGGUGCCACAACGGAUUCCCCAUCGGUAUGCGGAGAGCCUUCUGCCACCAUUCCAGGUCAGAGCCAUGUCGGCCAUUCUGGAUGUUGGUGAUCGACUAUUCCGUUCCCUUGUACGCUGAAGAAGACACAAGAUAUAGACACUGAUGAUCACGUGUGUGUUACGUUUCGUGUCAUUCACCUCGAGCGGGUGCGAAGCCAGAGUACUGAAAUGAUUCCGCCACGUUAGACAGGGCCUGCAGAAGCCGUGGACGUGUGUUGGGUUGCCUGAUCCGACACUGGCUGACUGAAUGCCUGCAGGUGCUGCGGUGCUGGAGCAGCCCCGGGGCCGACCCACCCGUCUGCCGGCAGUUGGCGAGGUCAUCCUGGUCCACGGCGGAGGCCCUCGCGGCUGGUGACCCUCGGCCAGGGUGGCUUCGCUCAUCAAAGGACCGGACGGCCGCUGCCGUGCCGCGGCAAUCCUGCUCCGCGGAAAUCUCACUCGCCGACCCACCGCCAAGCUGUACCGGCUGGAGGCAUCGCCAGACACCACCUGUGACCGUGACGCGGACCUGAGCCGGUCGUCGUGUGGCACGCCUGCGGCGGUGUUUAGCGCGGCUCGGCACCGAACGAGCGAGGUGAUGCGCGAGCAGUGGUGCCGCCCACGGGCGGGCGUGCGCGUACCGUGACGCCGUUGGACGGUCGACGCGAAAUGGUGGCGUCGACCCAGCUGCUGAGUCCAGGUGUCGUGACUGUGUCUUGGGUGCAAAAUAAAAGUAGCUAUUGUGCUCCA